Messenger RNA from Hylaeus volcanicus, 4292 nucleotides. RefSeq names its product myosin-11-like. Gene Ontology annotation, cellular component: extracellular region. Gene Ontology annotation, molecular function: lipid binding. The annotation marks the transcript as partial. Gene Ontology annotation, biological process: lipoprotein metabolic process; lipid transport. The record is from RefSeq and is a predicted model, not a curated record. The transcript has a single exon. NCBI's taxonomy places the organism in Eukaryota, Metazoa, Arthropoda, Insecta, Hymenoptera, Colletidae.
ACACUGCUCAUGCAGCUAAAGAGAAAGCAGCCAAAGAAGCUAAAAAAGCUAAGGAGAAGGGCAGUGGUUUCCUGUCUGGUUUGUUCAAGGGAGUAAAACAUGCAGCUGACGAAGUUUCCGAGGAUGUCAAUGAGUUCCUUGAUGAGACGAAGAAAGAGGCAGCUGACGAAGAAGCCAGAGCAAAGAAGGCAGCAGCAGAAGCCGGGAAAGAAAUACAGGCAGCAAAAGAUAAGGUAGCGUCCUCCGUUAAAGAUGGCACAGAGAAGGUCAGCGAGACACUUUCUCAUGGUGUGGAGAAACUAACUGACACUGGGAAGGCUGUCACAGAAACAGUAACGGAUGGUGCAAAGGAAGCUGGUUCUAAAGUGCAAGAAGUAGCUCACAGCGCGGCUGUAGGAGCGAAGGAUGCAAAGGAUAAAGUGACCAAAGAAAUCAAAGAAGAUGCUGAUGCAGUGAAACACAAGGUUUCAUCAGGAAUUGAUACUGCUGCCGAUACUGCACAUGCUGCGAAAGAUAAGGCUGCCAAGGAAGCUAAAAAGGCCAAGGAGAAAGGAAGUGGCUUCCUAUCCGGUCUAUUUAAGGGAGCAAAGCACGCUGCUGGCGACGUGACUGGUGACGUAAAGGAGUUCCUUGAUGAAACGAAGAAAGAGGCGGCAGAAGAAGAGGCACGUGCGCGCGAGGGCGCAGCAGAAACCGUAAAAGACAUAGAGACAACUAAAGACAAACUAAUAUCUGGUGUGAAAGAUUCUAAGGAUAAGGUUGCAGCCGCUACCAAGGAUGCUAAGGAUAAAGUAAGCGAGAAAGUAUCGGAUGGAGUACAGAAGGUCACAGACGCAGGAAUAGCUACUGGUGAAAAAAUAGCAGAAGGUGCAAUGACGCUCGAAGCCAAGGCUCAUGCAACUACUCAAGAGGUAGUUGACGGAGCUAAAAGGACGAAAGACAAAACUGUUUCAGGUCUGAAGGACGCCAAAGACAAAGUCGGCGAAACAAUAUCUCGUGGAGUAGAGAAGGUAACUGACACCGGAAAAGCUGUCAGAGACGCAGUGUCGGAUGGAGCGAAGAAAACAGGUGAAAAAGUACAAGAUGCUGCCCAAGGAGUUGCUGUAGGGGCAAGGGAUGCAAAGGAUAAAGUGUCCAAAGAACUCAAAGAAGACGGUGAAGCAAUUAAACACAAGGUUUCAUCAGGAAUUGAUGCUACUGCCGAGACUGCAAUCGCAGCGAAGGAUAAAGCAGCCAAGGAAGCUAAAAAAGCUAAAGAAAAGACCGGUGGAUUCCUGUCUGGAUUAUUCAAGGGUGCUAAGCAUGCAGCUGAUGAAGUGACAGAUGACAUGAAAGAGUUCCUCGAUGAGACGAAGAAAGAGGCCGCAGAGGAAGAAGCCAGAGCAAACAAAGCAGCAGCAGAUGCCGAAAAAGAAUUAGAGACAGCAAAAGACAAAGUAGUGUCUGGCGUGAAAGAUUCUAAAGAUAAAGUUGCAGCAGCUGCGAAGGAUGUCAAGGGCAAAGUGAGCGAGAAAAUAUCAGACGGUGUGCAAAUGGUUUCCGAUGCAGGUAAAACAGCAGGAGAAAAAUUAGCUGAUGGUGCAAAGGCUGUUGAGUCCAAGACUGAAGCAGCUGUUCAAGGUAUCGCUGAUGGAGCUGAAAAAGCGAAGGACAAAGCUGUAACAGGAUUAAAGGAUGCUAAAGACAAAUUGGAAACUUCUGCAAAAGACACUAAAGACAAAAUCAGCGAGACAGUAUCUGAUGGGGUCGAAAAAGUAACUGACACUGGGAAGGCAGUCACAGAAACAGUAACGGAUGGGGCAAAGAAAGUUGGUUCGAAAGUACAGGAAGCAGCUCAUGGUGUAGCAGUGGGAGCAAAGGAUGCAAAGGAUAAAGUGGCUAAAGAAAUCAAAGAAGAUGCUGACGCAGUGAAACACAAGGUUUCAUCUGGUAUUGAUGCUGCUGCAGACACUGCUCAUGCAACUAAAGAUAAAGCUGCGAAGGAAGCCAAGAAGGUUAAAGAAAAGGGUAGCGGUUUUCUUUCUGGUUUAUUCAAAGGUGCAAAACAUACUGCCGAAGAAGUGACCGGGGAUGUAAAGGAUUUCCUCGAUGAAACGAAAAGGGAAGCGUCAGAGGAAAAGGCUCGUGCCCUUGAAGCAGCAGCUGAUACCGCUAAGGAUGUAGAGGCAGCGAAGGACAAAGCAGUCUCUGGUGUAAAAGAGUCUAAGGAUAAGGUUGUAACUGCUGCCAAGGAUGCCAAAGAAAAAGUAAGCGAAAAAGUAUCCGAAGGUGUGCAAAAGAUAUCCGAUGCCGGAAAAGUUACAGGCGAGAAAUUGGUUGAUGGUGCGAAGGCAGUGGAAUCCAAAGUUCAAGCGGGUGUGGAAGAUGUGACUGAUGGAGCCGUCAAGGCAAAAGACAAAGCAGUAGCAGGUUUAAAAGAUGCUAAGAACAAAUUGGAAACAUCGGUAAAAGACACCAAAGAUAAAAUCAGCGAGACAGCAUCUCAUGGUGUUGAAAAGGUGAGUGACACUGGAAGGGCUGUCAGUGAUGCAAUGUCAAACAGUGUUACGAAAGCAGGUUCAAAAGUUGAGGAAGUUGCUCACGAUGUGGCAACAGGAGCAAAAGACGCGAAGGAUAAGGUGUCUCAAGAAAUUAAAGAGGAUGCGGAGACAGUCAAGCACAAGGUUUCAUCUGGUAUCGAUACUGCUGCUGGCAGUGCGCAUGCAGCUAAGGAGAAAGCUGCCAAAGAGGCUAAGAAAGCUAAAGAGAAAGGCAGUGGCUUUUUGUCUGGAUUAUUCAAAGGUGUAAAGCACGCAGCUGAUGACGUUUCCGAGGAUAUGAAAGAGUUCCUCGAUGAAACGAAGAAGGAGGCCGCAGAGGAAGAGGCUCGUGUCCGUGAAGCAGCAGGGGAUACAAUGAAAGAAAUGAAAACUGCAAAGGAGAAAGUAAUAUCUGGUGUGAAGGAUUCCAAGGACAAAGUUGCAGCCGUGGCAAAGGACGCCAAGGAUAAAGUUAGCGACAAAGUAUCGGAAGGAGUACAGAAGGUUUCCGACGCUGGAAAAGUUACAGGUGAAAAGAUAGCAGAGGGUGCAAAGGCAGUGGAAUUGAAGGCUCAAGCAGCUGCCCACGAUGUAGCUGAUGGAGCUGAAAAAACGAAGGAUAAAGCUGUUACAGGUUUGAAAGACGCUAAGGACAAAAUUGAAUCUUCAGUAAAAGACACCAAAGAAAAAGUCAGCGAGACGGUAGCUCAUGGAGUGGAAAAGGUUGCAGAUUCUGGCAAAGCUAUAACAGGUGCAGUCUCAGAUGGUGUAAACAAAGCUGAGUCAAAAGUGCAAGAAACUACUCGUGGUGUAGCAGACGGAGUAAAAGAUGCCAAGGAUAAGGUGUCGAAAGAGAUUAAGGAAGAUACUGACGCAAUAAAGCACAAGGUUUCGUCUGGAAUUGAUUCUGCUGCAGACAGUGCGCAUGCAGCAAAGGAUAAAGCAGCUAAAGAAGCUAAGAAAGCUAAAGAGAAGGGCAGUGGUUUUCUAUCUGGGCUGUUCAAGGGUGUAAAGCACGCUGUCGAUGAAGUUUCCGAAGAUGUCACAGAGUUCCUUGACGAAACAAAGAAGGAAGCGGCUGAUGAAGAAGCUCGUGCUCGUGCGGCAGCAGCAGAAGCCGAAAAGGAACUAGACGCAGCAAAGGAUAAAGUAGUAUCUGGUGCGAAAGAUUCUAAAGAUAAAGUUGCUUCAGCUGCGAAGGAUGUCAAAGACAAAGUAGUAUCCUCUGUCAAAGAUGGCAAGGAAAAAGUCAGCGAGGCAGUAAAAGAUGGAGUUCAAAAGGCGACUGAUGCUGGCAAAGCUGUCACGGAUUCCGUGUCUGAAAGUGCAAAGAAGGCAGGAGAAAAAGUGCAAGAUGCUGCUGAUGGUAUAGCUGCAGGAGCUAAGGACGCAAAGGAUAAAGUCUCCAAGGAAAUUAAGGAAGAUACCGAAGCAGUAAAAGCAAAGGUUUCGUCAGGAAUUGAUGCAGCUGCUGACAGUGCGCAUGCUGCGAAAGAUAAAGCAGCUAAGGAAGCCAAAAAGGCUAAAGAAAAAGGAAGUGGCUUCCUGUCUGGUCUAUUCAAGGGUGCCAAACAUUCGGCCGAUGAGGUAACAGACGACGUAAAAGAGUUUCUCGAUAAAACAAAGAGAGAAGCUGCAGAGGAAGAGGCUCGUUCACGCGAAGCCGCAGCGGAAACCAUGAGAGACAUGGAAGCAGCGAAGGACAAAGUAGUAUCUGGCGUGAAAGAUUCUAAGGACAAAGUUACGGGAGCUGCAAAGGACGCCAAAGACAAA